This is a messenger RNA of Aureobasidium namibiae CBS 147.97, 549 nucleotides long. RefSeq names its product transmembrane protein 85. The record is from RefSeq and is a predicted model, not a curated record. Gene Ontology annotation, biological process: protein folding in endoplasmic reticulum. The transcript has 3 exons. NCBI's taxonomy places the organism in Eukaryota, Fungi, Ascomycota, Dothideomycetes, Dothideales, Saccotheciaceae. The coding region runs from base 1 to 549 and encodes 182 amino acids. Gene Ontology annotation, cellular component: EMC complex.
AUGGCCGUUCCUCUCCCGCCGCAAUGGGUCGUUGACCUAAACGCUCCUCCCUCUGCCAAACCCAAGACGUCGACUAUUGCCGACCCACCAGGCUACACUGCCCCGACCACCUCGUCCAAGAAUGCCGUCGCCCAGACAUCUGCUCGUAAAGCUCCUACGACCGAAGAGAUGGACACUUUGAAGCUCAAGAAAGCAUGGGAAGUCGCCAUUGCUCCAGCCAAGCAGCUGCCCAUGAACGCUUUCGGCAUGUACAUGUCGGGCAACAGUCUCCAGAUCUUCAGUAUCAUGAUGGUCUUUAUGCUUUUCAAGGGUCCUAUCACAGCUCUCAUCAACAUUCAGAACGUCUUUGCUCGUUUCGAGACCGAAGGCACCCGCGAUCGCAUGAUCAUGGUCAAGCUUGCCUAUGUUGCAUGCAACUUUCUGGCUUUGGCUCUUGGUGUCUGGAAGGUUAAUGGUAUGGGUCUCUUGCCUACUACUCGAUCCGACUGGCUCGCCUGGGAAACUGCUAGAGAGCCGCUCGCAAGAGCCUAUCCCAGCUCAAUGUUAUGA